AAGACUUUUAUUUUGGUGUGGGUGUGUGCCGUCAUACAAUCGCGCCGUAAUACCGCUUAGCGGUCCAACAAAACAAAAGGACAAAGUGUUCAAACACAGAGGAAAACUCCUGCUGAAGCGACUGAUCUCCACACUGUUAUAAAGAUGGCGUUUAUUAAAGAGGAGAGUGAAGACCUGAAGAUUGAAGACACAUUCACAGUCAAACAUGAAGAUCCAGAGGAACAAACAGAGCCGAUGGUGAUGAAAAAAGAGGCUCAAGAACUGAAUGAAACUGACGAGAAAGAUCAGAAUGAGGAACUCCAAGACUUAGUGACUGAUGAACAACCUUCUAAGAAGAAAAGAAGCUCCCGUAAAAGAGAUGAGAAAAAUCGAUCCGAUGCCGAUUGCACCUGCUGCCAAUGCGGCAAAAGUUUCAGACUAAAGCGCCACCUUCAAGCCCACGUGAAAAUUCACACCUGCGAGAAACUGUUCAUGUGUGAUCAGUGUGGAAAGAGUUUCACUCACCUGCACAGCCUUAAAGCCCACAUGAGACUUCACACUGGAGAGAAGCCUUUCGCCUGCCAACAGUGCGACAUGAGAUUCGUUCAAAAGCAGAAACUCGAGACGCACAUGAGAGUUCACAACAGCGUCCAGCCAUUCGUUUGCCAGCAAUGUGGAAGAAGCUUUACUAUAAAUAAUAAACUUAAAAAGCACAUGAAAAUCCACACCGGAGAGAAACCGUUCCCCUGCCAGCAGUGUGGGAAGAGCUUCGCUGAAAAAGAGCUCCUCAAGGUCCACAUGAGAAUUCACACCGGAGAGAGACCUUACACUUGCAGUCACUGCGGAAAGAGUUUCACGCAGAAGAGCAACCUCAAUUUACACAUACGAUCUCACACCGGAGAGAAGCCCUACCCCUGCACGCACUGUGGCAAAAGCUUCACGUGUAAAAACUAUCUUGAUUGCCACAUGAGGACUCACACUGGAGAGAAGCCGUUUAUAUGUGGUCAUUGUGGAAAGUGUUACGCUCACAGAGAUAGCUACAAAACUCACUUGAAGCUCCACUCUGGAGAACAGGGGUAAUUACAUCUUAAAAAUGGUCCAAUGGAUGAUUAAAUCCCUUCGUUUCAGCAGUUUUAUUCUGUAGUUUUUUUUAAAAGGGGUUUGGCAAAGGGGUGUAUCCAGUUGUGUGGAGGUAGGAAGGAAAGGCUACACCUAUCUGCAUACCACCAAUGCCAAUAGACUCAAAGCUGCUUUCGGUGCUCCAUCUCAGUCAAAUGUCCCCGAACAUCCUUAUGGUGCAGGUCCACUGCAAAUGGACACACUUACAAACCUAAAGGCCCCAAUUUCCCAUUUUUGUUCUGCAUUUGAGGGCAAAAGGAAGUGUGAAGAGGCAGAGUGAUGAUGGUAUGCAGCAUAGAUCUCGAACUCGAUUCCUGGAGGGCCGCAGCUCUGCACAGUUUUGCUCCAACCCUGAUCAAACACAGCUGAUCAAACUAAUCAAGGUGUUUAAGACUACUAGGGACCAUUAAGCAGGUGUGAGUUGGAGGUGGUUGGAGCCAAACUAUGCAGAGCUGCGGCCCUCCAGGAGUUAAGUUUGAGACCAUACAGUUGUCGAACACUUUGAAAUCCCCACGCUGCAGUAGGGAGGGCUGUAAAUGUGUCAUGCUUCUUGCAUGUACUCCUAAACACAAAAAAAAGGACAUCUGGCAAACACCCAUCUUCACAAGAAGCACCAUUACAGACAUCCCAAGUCUCACGGAAGUUCCGCAAAUGCAUAUAGACUCCUGGAUGCUCGCAAACGAAAGAUAAUCUCACGGAAAUCGCACGACUUCUGCCCAUUUCUUAAAUACGUUGCACGUCCCUCUCCAUUGCAUCCCUUCCAGCUCUUCAGGUACGUCACGCACACCCACCCCACGUUGUGUGCAUCUCCCACCAAACCUUCUGUGAAUCAUCUCUGUCUCCCUCGGAAGUUACUUUUCUCAACUUGGGAUGCCUGCCAUUAUAUCAUUGUUAACAAAUGCUUUGCCUAAAACCGCAUACUUCCAUAGUGUAUAUAAUACGCUAAAAACAGUAUGUGAGCCGAGUAGUAUGUCCAAAUUCACAGAAUUCGAAAAACAGUGUGCGAAAAUUACCCGGAUGACCUACUACUAUUUCCAGCGAGAUUCUGAUGGACGCUACGCUAUCCCAUGAUGCAUCGCGAGAGAAUUCAUAAAUGGGAGUGAAUCGACGCAACUGACGCUGUAGGUCAUGUGAUGUAGUACGUCCCAAUUCUAUUCAUACUAUAUAGAACACACUUUUCUAACAGUCGAGUAGUAAAUUCAAAUGUAGUAGGCAAUUUCGGACAUAGCAAAACCCUCCUUUUUGGAUGUUUACACUGAAAUUAUAAUGGCAACACUGUCAAAAAUAUAAGAUGUAUGUGUUUUCAGUUAAAAAAACGACAUUGUCAUGUAAACGAACAGGAAAAUUGCUUAAAAAUUUACAUUUUUGGCUAAUGUCAAGUAAACAGCAUGUAACUAAACUACAUCAACUAGAACACGCUUUCAUUUCUGUGACAUGAUCAUCUCAAUGACGCUUAAGAGGACAUAAUGCGCAUCCUAGUUAGUAAUUCUAGCAAACACAAAUUUAAAGUAAACCCUGUAGUAUAGCCUGUUUCCAACUAAUUUCAAUAAAAAGGCGCUAAGCUCUGUCCCAAAAGUUGCUAAAUGUUGCUAGAGUACAUCCAAGGCUUAAUUUGUGCCGGAACACGCCGGAUCCAGAUCCGGCAUCUCAUUUUACCGAUUCCCCUACUCACCUACCCUCCUACCUCGUACACUGUUCAUUUUCGCUUUGUUCCGCUAAUGCUCUUCACUUUCGUUUCUGCGAUAACCAACCCCCGGCUCUUAACUUACGUCCGCGACACCCCUCCGCUAUCCGACGACACGCUAUCAAUCCCCAACCCAACCUGCAUGCUCUUCGCUUUCGUGCGCAACACCUCUACAUCCUCGAAUAGUUUGCCGGAUCCGUUACCCCAAUCUGUUCCGGUAAUUCGCGAUUCACAAAUUAAGCACUGAUUACAUCAUAUGUCAAUUGGCAUAUUACUGAUGUCAUCACCUUCAACAAUUUUUGUAUGUUACAUUUUUUGCUGUUUGAAUAAAGUAUAUCAGUUUA
This is a messenger RNA of Danio rerio (zebrafish), 3126 nucleotides long. Lineage: Eukaryota; Metazoa; Chordata; Actinopteri; Cypriniformes; Danionidae. The record is from RefSeq and is a predicted model, not a curated record.